Messenger RNA from Drosophila mojavensis, 4173 nucleotides. RefSeq names its product integrin beta-PS (gene mys). Gene Ontology annotation, molecular function: integrin binding. The record is from RefSeq and is a predicted model, not a curated record. Gene Ontology annotation, cellular component: cell surface; integrin complex; focal adhesion. Gene Ontology annotation, biological process: cell adhesion mediated by integrin; cell migration; integrin-mediated signaling pathway. Bases 223 to 2856 code for a protein of 877 amino acids. NCBI's taxonomy places the organism in Eukaryota, Metazoa, Arthropoda, Insecta, Diptera, Drosophilidae. The transcript is spliced from 8 exons.
UUUGUGAUAUUUAUGUUAUUUAAAUCUGGUCAUACGGCCUCAGUUGUUUGAUAAUCGCGUAGCAGUGCGGAGCCGUUGCAAAUCCGCUGCACCUGAAACUUUCGCACACCCUCCAACAGCUAGAGCGAAAGAGAGCUAGAAGAUACACGGCUAGAGAGAGAAAGAGAGCAAAAGACAACAACAGGAAACGCACACCGCAAGAAGACUCAAACAACAAAACUCAUGAUGCAACAGCAGGAGAAGCUGUUGCUGGUGGCGCUGUGCAUUAUGGCCAGCACGCUUACAACACUGGCGCUCGGAGAACAAACGCUGGCAGCAGCAGCGGCGCAGCAAUCGCCGGCUAAGCUAGAGCAGAAUCCGUGCGUGAACAAGGGCACGUGCCACGCGUGUAUUCAGACACAGAACUGUGGAUGGUGCAUGAAGCCAGAUUAUGGAGAUCGGUCGCGUUGCUUUUUGCAUACACCGAAGGCGGAUAUCUGUCCGGAGGAGUACAUUUGGAAUCCCGAUACAUCCGAGCGCAUCUUGAUCAACAAGGAUCUGACAUUGGCCAGCGGUGGUGCCGCUUGGGCGGGCGGUCAAUAUGCUUCGGGUGUUGGCUACGAGAGCAGCGCCCAUGGCCAGAGCUCGGCAUCGGGUUCGUAUAGUGCCUCCAGUUCCAGUUCCAGCUACGGUUCCAGCUCCAGCUCCGGCUCCAGCUCCGGCUAUAGUGCCAGCUCCAGCUCAGGCGGCUACGGCGCAGCAGUCAGUGGUGCAGCAGCAGCUGGUGAAAUUGUGCAGAUAAAGCCACAACGCGUUAGCCUCAAGCUCCGCAUUAAUGAGGUUCACAAUCUGGAUGUUAGCUAUUCACAGGCCGUCGACUAUCCCGUUGAUCUCUACUAUUUGAUGGAUCUGUCCAAGUCUAUGGAGGACGACAAAGAGAAACUCUCGGCCUUGGGCGAUAAACUGUCCGAGACAAUGAAACGCAUUACAUCCAACUUCCGCUUGGGCUUCGGCUCAUUUGUGGACAAGGUGCUGAUGCCCUAUGUAUCCACCAUACCCAAGAAACUCGAGCAUCCAUGCGAUAACUGCAAGGCGCCGUAUGGUUACCGCAAUCACAUGCCACUGAGCAAUAACACCGAAAGCUUCUCUAACGAGGUGAAGGAGGCGGCUGUCUCUGGAAAUUUGGAUGCACCUGAAGGUGGCUUCGAUGCCAUAAUGCAGGCGAUUGCCUGCCGACAGCAGAUCGGUUGGCGCGAAAAGGCGCGUCGUUUGCUAGUGUUCUCAACGGACGCGGGCUUCCAUUAUGCCGGCGAUGGCAAAUUGGGCGGCGUGAUUACCCCGAACGAUGGCGAAUGCCAUUUGAAUGCACAGGGCAUGUACACGCAUUCGAUAAUACAGGAUUAUCCGAGCAUAUCGCAGAUCAACCAGAAGGUCAAACAGAAUGCGAUCAACAUUAUCUUUGCCGUCACACAGAAUCAGUAUGCCGUCUAUCAGAAGCUGUCCGCUCACAUUGAGGGCUCGUCCAGCGCCAUUUUGUCCAAUGAUUCGUCCAAUGUGGUGGAUCUGGUGCGCGAGGAGUAUGGCAAAAUCUCAUCGACGGUGGAGAUGAAGGACAAUGCCACUGGAGAUGUUAAGGUCACGUAUUUGUCUAGUUGCCUGACCAAUGGACCCCAGAUCAAGACGAACAAGUGCAGCGGUCUUAAGGUCGGCGACAAGGUCACCUUUACGGCUCAAAUAACGGUGACCAAGUGUCCAACUGAUCCACGUCACUGGAAUCAGGCCAUUCAAAUCUAUCCGGUGGGAAUUAACGAAAGCAUGAUCAUUGAUCUGGAGAUGCUGUGCUCCUGUCCCUGCGAGCAUGCCGGCUCCACUGGCUACGAGCUGCACUCGCAGAAGUGUCACAACCACGGCACCUAUAUGUGUGGCAUCUGUGAGUGCGACGAGCAGCAUUUUGGUAACACCUGCGAGUGCUCCACGUCCGAUAUGCAUUUGAAUAAUGGCAAUGAUAAUAUGUGCCGGCCGAGCAACGAUACGAGCGUGGCCGAAUGCAACGGUCGUGGCAGCUGUGUGUGCGGCGCCUGCGAAUGCCACAAGCGCACCAAUCCCGACGAGAUCAUCUCGGGCAAGUAUUGCGAGUGCGAGAACUUCAGCUGUGAGCGACGCAAGAAUUUAUUGUGCUCGGGCCCCGAUCACGGCACCUGCGAGUGCAAUCGCUGUGUGUGCAAGCCCGGCUGGACGGGCAACAGCUGCGACUGCCAGACAUCGAAGGACACGUGCAUGCCACCAGGCGGCGGUGAGAUCUGCUCGGGCCACGGCACCUGCGAGUGCGGCGUCUGCAAAUGCAAAACAAUGGACGAGGGCCGCUACUCGGGUAAAUAUUGCGACAAGUGCCCCACAUGCUCGGGCCGUUGUCACGACCUGAAGGACUGCGUCCAGUGCCAAAUGUAUCAGACGGGUCAGCUGAAGAACGGCGAUGAUUGCGCCAAGAACUGCACCACAUUCACGGCCAUUAGCGUUGAUACGGUCAAGAUCGACGAGCACAAGGACGAGCAGCUGUGCGUGUUCUUCGACGAGGAUGAUUGCAAGUUUACGUUCAAAUACAGUGAGGUGGGUGAGCUGGUCGUCUAUGCCCAGCAGGAGAAGGAAUGCCCGCCCAAGGUCUUUAUGCUGGGCAUUGUCUUGGGCGUCAUCGCCGCCAUUGUUCUCGUUGGCUUGGCCAUAUUGCUGCUCUGGAAGCUGCUGACCACCAUACACGAUCGUCGCGAAUUCGCACGCUUCGAGAAGGAGCGCAUGAAUGCCAAAUGGGAUACGGGCGAGAAUCCUAUCUACAAGCAGGCCACAUCCACCUUCAAGAAUCCCAUCUAUGCGGGCAAAUAAUUUGCAAUGCGAAUGUGCCCAUUGUUUUCAUUAGUGAAAUUUGCCAUUCUAAACACUGACUGUCCACUAUUAUUUACCGUUUGCUAACCCAACUGAAUCAAUCAGCCAGCCAAUCGCUCCAGUCAAUUGAAGCAGCUUCCUUUUUCUCUUCUCUUUUACAUCAAAUGGUGCGCGUGCCACAUGCAACAAGAAACAACAACAAGAAAACAAAAUGCUUGAACAAAAGUCAAACUGCCAUUGAAACGCGUUCUUAACUAAGUCAAAUUUAUAUAGAUAUAUAUAUAUAUAAAUAUAUAUACUAUAUAUGUAUGUAUACACACACACACAUAUGUGUUGCUUCCAUUUGAAAAGCAAACGAAUUGUGCCUUGCAAUAUAUACGAUAUAUAUUUUAGAUUCUUUUAUAUACAUGUACAAGAAAAACAAAAUCAACAAGAAAAUGUUAAUGACAAAAGCUUCCAUUUGUAAACCGCCAAAACUAACAAGCAGAAUAACAACAACAACAACAAUGAACGCACAAACAACCAAAAUCAAUGCAACAAUCAAACAACCAGCAAAAAAAAAAAAAAAAAAAAAAAAACCGAUCUAAAAACAACAAAAUUACUUAAGAACACCAAAGUGUGCCUCUCUAACUUUCAACUAACCAACGAAUCGAUCAUUUGUAAUAUAUAUAUAUAUAUAUAUAUAUAUACAUCAGAUAUAUAUAAUUAUGUACAUCAACUAUGUGCUGCCCACAAAGACAACAACAACAACAAUGUCAUCGAGCUGCGAUUGUGUGUAGCACAUUUGAUAUUAUAAAUCUACAUAUUAAUUCAUUAUUUCUUGAAAUUUCGUAACUUAAGUAUUCGGUUUUUCUUAUUGGAUCGGAUUAAUGUCCAUUUAUUUAUUAGCUAAACGAUCCAAAAAGCAACAAUAACUGAAUUUAAUAUGCCAAUUUAAAGGAGUAGACGAAGCAGAAGAAGAGGAAAAAACUAAACUAAACAAAAAACUGAUUUUGUUAACUUUAUGGACUUGCGCCUAUUUUUUUUGUUUGCCGUCAAUUAUUUCGUGUUUUCUUUUUUAAUGUGUAUGUUUAUUAUUAUUAUUAUGUAUUUUUUUUAAAUAUAAAUAUUAUGUUUAUUUUAAAUCUAACUUUACAAUUAAUAUUUAAGCAUAUUAACAUUUAAGCUUUUAAGUGACAACCGAAAAGAUACAAGAACAAAAAAAUUGUGCCUGAAUUUGAUUAAUGAUUUUCGUGGCUUUUCCAAUUUUUUUGAUCAAUAAUAGUAUAUUAAUGCUACCCUAAUAAAAAACAUAAACAAAAACAUAAAAAAAAAAAA